CAUAACUCAUUAAAUAUUAUCAAAGUUCACGAAACAUGUUAUCUGAAUCUGAUUCAGGUCAGAUGAAGAUCCACGAAGUCCCGAGAGUAGAAAGACAUGCUCCCCUGACGAUGAAACUAAUUCUCAAGGAGGUUCACCAGACCUUGCACCUAGUAGACAGUCAGGGAUGAUGGGCGGGGCAGAAUCACAGAAAAUGGAGCUAGAAAGGCAGUUAACAGCUAGAGAUGUUGAACUAGAAGCCAUAAGCGAGGAUGAAGAUGUUGUGUCUGACAGUGACUAUGACACGCAGUCUGAAUAUGAAGAUACCGAUGAAGCUGAACAAGAAAACGAUGGUAAUGAUGCAAGCGCCGCAGGUGUAUCUGUAUUUGCAAGUAAAGAUGUAAAGGCCAAAGGGAAGAAAAACGUAAAGGAAAUCAAGGCAAUUGGAAAGGCAAAGUCAACAACUUUAUUGAACAAAGACGCUAACAAAAAAAUCAAUGCUACAGUAGCUUUAGUGCAUACAGAAGAUCCAUGUAGUGAUAAAAUUGCAAAUAAUAAUGAAAAUAAUGAUCGAGAUUACAACAAAAGUGCAAAUGGAGAUGUAGCUCCCGAUGAUGAUUGGGGCGAAGACAAUAAAACGGUUCACUUUGGUAUAAAAAAUGGUAAAUUCAUCAAAGGUGCACAACCAAAUAUGAAGUCUAAACAACAGCCUUUACAAUCAACAAAUGGCACAAGAAAAAGCAUGGUAAAAAUAGAUAAUGAUUGGGAUGAUGACUUAAGUAGCUCAAUUAAUGACCCAACCAGCAAUACAGAUGCAAUGGCAAGAGUAGAAGUUGAUGACUGGGGCAGCCCAAUUGAUGACAAAACUAAAAAUACAAAUAUGCGUGCAGUGUCAAAAGGUAAGUCAAACAUGUAUACAAAGACAAAUGUUCCAAUAACAGCAACAGACGAAAAUAACUGGGACGAUGUCGUAACAGAAGAAAUAUUUACUCUUAAAGGAAGUAAAACAAUUUUGCCAACAAGGAGCAAGCAAAAUUCAACCAGGACAAACGAAUAUGAACUUAAGUCUUUAAAUUUAAAAGCGAGUCGAAGUAGUAGUUAUGAUGACAAAGCUUUGAACAAAGAGCUCUACAAUGGCGAUCCACUUAAAAGAAUAAAAGGAAUAAAAACACCAAUUAACGAGUUGGAAGAUGAUGAUGACUGGGGCACAGAUGUAACUACAGAAAAUAUCAAAGGACCUAUCAGUGUCUCCGCAAAAGCAACACAUCUAGGCAAAAUGCCAAGUAAAUUCAAAACGACCGUCUUACAAACACAAAAUAAAAAUGAAAGUCACGAGAUUUUGAAGUAUAAUUAUAAAAGCAAGGGUGAAGCAUUUAAUGGUACAGAGAACAAAACAGAACAUGGUGGUAGAGAAACAAGAUUCAUCAACAAUGCUUCAAAUAUUGGACAGCACACAAGAACUACAUCACGAAAAGUUCAAGAAAUAGCUCACAAUCCUCAGAUAACAGAAAAUCAGUCAAAAAGCAAUAAAGCUAAGACUCAAGAGAAAGAAAAAGGAAUUACAAAUACAAAAGGUCAAUCAGGCAAUCAAUUUAGCAACUUCAAUCGAGAUACAAAUCAAAGCCUAGUUGUCCCUAAAAAGGAAAUGGGAAGAAAUCAACAGUCUCUUCAAGAUCAACAUAUUAUAGGGUCACAACAAAACACUUUAAAUGUUAAAACUGGUAAUGCUGAACAGAAGACCAGGUUCUUCAUUGAAGAUGAAAUCGAUGAUGUUAAAUUACCAAAUGACAAUAUUCAACGUCCAGACAGCGAACCACCAGGGAAGAAAAUCUCAACAAAGGCAUGGUUACCACAGCCAAACAAUGAUGGCAUAAAAUCUGGGAGAAAAACUCCAGUGAAAGCUUUUCCAAAAGUACAAAGCUGGACAGCUAUAGAAAUUGAACCAGUCCUUGGUUCAGACAGACUUGAAAAGAAAUUUCCAUUUCUCAGUAUUGAUAAUAUCAAUGCUGAAAAGACAAGACAAAUUGGCUCAUCAUCCAGUAACCACCUCGAUAAGAAUGUUAGUGACAGUGAGCUUACAAAACCAUCUUUUAAUGAAAGUACCAGCUAUCCAUCUGUACCUAAAAGAAUCAGCGAAGGGGAUGUGCUCUCAAAUCUUGUAAAAACAAAAAUUGAGCCUCAAGAUAAAAUAUUUUAUGGUUUCGGAACGGGUCGAUUUCGAAAUAUGGCUGCUGCAUGGAUUAGUAAAUUUCGGUCCAAGAAGAAUCCAGUAAAAACAGCUAAUGUUGCAUGGUAAAAAUGGAAACUUCUGU
Messenger RNA from Ruditapes philippinarum (Manila clam), 2291 nucleotides. RefSeq lists its product as uncharacterized. The transcript is spliced from 2 exons. NCBI's taxonomy places the organism in Eukaryota, Metazoa, Mollusca, Bivalvia, Venerida, Veneridae. The coding region runs from base 167 to 2275 and encodes 702 amino acids. The record is from RefSeq and is a predicted model, not a curated record.